AUGCCGACUGGGAAAAUAAAAUUUGUACUCUCAUCGUCAGAGUCAGAACCUGGUUAUCCCGCCGACAACCUUUUGCGGCAGUCUAAUGGACGUACAAAGUGGAAGGGAAAAUCAGGAGCUACGCAAAAUGUUGUCAUCUUGCAGCUAGAAAACGAGGAUUUCCUUACUUCUAUCGACAUUGGCAAUGAAUUUAGUGCUCUCAUCGAAGUCCUGGUUUCUAGAUCGAGUGAAAAGAACAAAAUGUUUAGUACUUUUUGUCUCCGAAAUGUUAAUUGCUGCAAAUACGGAAUCAUUACGAUAGUGCCGUCAGCGUCUUUCAUGAGUGUUGCCGAAAGUAGAGCUGAAAGGAAUGGAAACCGUGUACGAAUAUUUUCCAGAAUGGAUAUGGUUGUGUGCAGUCAACCAUUCAACAAAAAAUUACCCUACGGACUUUCUUUUAUAUCUUUUGUGGUAAAAGGUGAAGAUAGAGAACGGCAGCACAAAGAACAGGUGCCAAAAAUUCCUUUAAAAUUAAAAGCGACGUCAAGUGAUCUCACAUCUUCCUUCUACUGCGGAGGGAUGUUCAAAAAAUUGCGACCAUCAUUAGAAGUCCGCAAGAAAACCAGUAGAUAUGUGACGAGCACGGAGCUGCCGUCAAUAUCAAGUCCUGGUCCUUCGUCAACGAGUGAUGGGGCACGUAACGUUGCGUAUGCUAAGAAGGAGACAUCUGUUCCCUUUGAUAAACUACUGGAUGGUGUGGUUUUUUGCUUAAGCGGUUAUGAAAAUCCAUUACGAGGUGCAAUACGGGAAAAAGCUUUAGAUAUGGGAGCUGAUUAUAGAACGGAUUGGACUUCUGAUUGUACACAUCUGAUAUGUGCCUUUCCGAACACACCAAAGUGGCGUUCUGUGGGAAAGAAAGGGACGAUAGUCACUGGAAAGUGGAUUGAAAAAUGUUUUUUGCUGAAGAAAAGAGUGCCGGAGAAAUUGUAUUAUUCUAGGGUGGAACCCUAG
Messenger RNA from Enterobius vermicularis (human pinworm), 990 nucleotides. Lineage: Eukaryota; Metazoa; Nematoda; Chromadorea; Rhabditida; Oxyuridae. The record is from the annotation of a GenBank genome assembly.